CGCAGUGAGGAAUGUGGCUCCAGCUUCACAAGUCGAGACCUGCGCGAAGGCAGGCAGGUGGGCGAACCUCCAGGUGAGAAGGAACUCCCCAGCUAGAAGAUCCGUUCCAGCAUCCGACCAUGACGGUCGUCUCAGGCUGGGUCCUCCUGUUGAGCAUGUGUCACAUCGCGGCGAGCCAGAUGCCAGGGGGAAGAGGAGGAGACGUUUCGCUGCAGAUGCUUUCGGAGAUGAGAGAAACAAACCAGGUGCUAAGAGAAAUCACAGAGCUCCUAAAACAGCAGAUCAAGGAACUCACCUUCUUGAAGAACACUGUGAUGGAGUGUGACGCAUGUGGAAUGAACACGGGAGCAAUCGGCCCUGGGAUAAGCGUGACAGCAUUUAACAGGUGUUACCCGAAUCCUUGCUUCCCCGGGGUCACCUGCACCGACACCCCCACCGGCUUCCGCUGCGGAUCCUGCCCCCUGGGCUACACGGGCAACGGGACCCACUGCACGGAUAUUGAUGAGUGCACUGCCAAUCCCUGCUUCCCAAGAGUCCAGUGCAUCAAUACAGCUCCUGGUUUCCGCUGUGAGCCCUGCCCUGCAGGUUAUACUGGGCCAGUGCUUGAAGGAAUUGGUUUAGCAUACGCCAGAGCCAACAAACAGGUCUGCAACGACAUCAAUGAAUGCGAGAUGGGGCUCGCCAGAUCUUGUGUCCCCAACUCCAUCUGCAUCAAUACACGGGGUUCCUAUAAGUGUGGGUCUUGCAAAGCUGGGUUCACAGGGGACCAGACUGUGGGCUGCCGUAGCAAGACCGAGAGAAGAUGCCCCAAUGGAGAGCUGAGUCCGUGCCACGAGAAAGCCGAUUGCGUCAUCGAGCGUGACGGGACGCUUGGCUGCAGGUGCAUUGUUGGAUGGGCUGGCAACGGCUAUAUUUGCGGGAGAGACACGGACAUCGAUGGAUUUCCUGAUGAGAAGCUACGUUGCAGCGAUAAAAAAUGCCGCAAGGACAACUGCGUGACUGUCCCAAACUCUGGCCAAGAGGAUGCAGACAGAGACGGCAUCGGAGACGCUUGCGAUGAUGACGCCGAUGGAGACGGGAUACUGAAUACCGAGGACAACUGCAUAUUCGUGCGCAACACAGACCAGCGGAACACAGACCAGGACAAUUACGGGGAUGUUUGCGACAACUGCCGUAACGUGAAGAACAACGACCAGCGGGACAGCGAUGGAGACGGCCGGGGAGAUCUGUGUGAUGACGACAUGGAUGGAGAUAAUAUUAAAAACAUUAUGGACAACUGUGUGACGAUUCCCAAUCCAGACCAGAGGGAUACUGAUGGGGACGGCGUGGGAGACGUCUGCGAUAGCUGCCCCUCGAUCCAUAAUCCAGACCAGAAAGAUACCGACCACGAUCUUGUUGGAGACCCCUGUGACACCAAUCAGGAUCGCGAUGGGGACGGUCACCAGGACUCCAGGGACAACUGCCCCUCAGUCCCCAACAGCUCCCAACUGGACACCGACCGGGAUGGAAUCGGCGAUGAGUGUGACGACGACGACGACAAUGACGGCAUCCCGGACCACAGGCCUCCGGGCCCUGACAAUUGCCGCCUCGUCCCUAAUCCCGGACAGGAAGAUGCAAACAGAGACGGUAUCGGGAACGCCUGCGAGGAUGACUUUGAUAAGGACUUGGUGGUCGACCGGAUUGACGUCUGCCCCGAGAACGCGGAAGUGACGUUGACUGACUUCCGGGCCUACCAGACAGUGGUGCUGGACCCCGAGGGGGAUGCCCAAAUCGACCCUAACUGGAUCGUCCUCAACCAGGGUAUGGAAAUUGUCCAGACCAUGAACAGCGAUCCAGGCCUGGCUGUGGGCUACACUGCGUUCAACGGGGUGGACUUUGAGGGCACCUUCCACGUGAACACGGCCACCGAUGAUGACUACGCCGGCUUCAUCUUUGGCUACCAGGACAGCUCCAGCUUCUACGUGGUGAUGUGGAAGCAGAUGGAACAGACCUACUGGCAGGCCAACCCCUUCCGAGCAGUGGCCGAACCUGGCAUCCAGCUCAAGGCAGUGAAGUCGAAAACAGGGCCAGGAGAAUACCUGCGCAAUUCGCUCUGGCACACGGGAGACACAGCCGAGCAAGUCAAGCUGUUGUGGAAAGACCCCCGCAACGUUGGCUGGAAAGACAAAACCUCCUACCGCUGGUUCCUGCAGCAUCGGCCCCAGGUGGGCUACAUCCGAACUCGUUUCUACGAGGGCUCUGAGAUGGUUGCUGAUACCGGCGUUGUCCUCGACACAACCAUGCGAGGGGGCCGCCUGGGGGUCUUUUGCUUCUCCCAGGAGAACAUCAUCUGGUCUAAUCUUCGAUAUCGCUGCAAUGACACAAUUCCUGAAGACUACGAGUUGUACCGAAACCGGCGGGACUACUAACGGCACUGCCCCUUCCCCGGAUUCGCCUGAGAGACUCUUGCUACCUGCGCUGCUUCCUGAGGGUAUAUUCGGACGAGAACUGUCCCACUCGAACUGUGCCUAGGCCAUGAGUUCCGCACAGAGACCUCUCUUGGAAGCCUUCUGGAACUUGCCGGGUUUGGACUUCAACCUGUUUGUUCCGUAGCAGGGAAGAACAUCUAACCUGCCUGCUCGGACAUCCUAGGGCACUCUGUGAGAACAGCUAGUGCUGCAAUCCCCACCCCCCAAUUUUUUAAAAUUAAAGCUCCAGCAGCCCGAAUUAGCCACCUACAUUAGAGGCUGGAAAAGCCACUGCUUGGGCCCGGCCUCUUUCCAGUCAGCCUGCAUGGACAAAAUUCUGCCCCAUGUCUACAUCGGGCGAGGCUUCCUGCUGAGCUUCUGCAUGAGUCCCUGCUCGAGGCUUCUGAUGAGGAGGCACACAAAGAAGCAUAGCUCAUGCAGAAACACAAAAGGCCUCUUGGUAAUACUUAAAACUGGGAAAAAGUCUUUUUGCAAAUAUGAGCAUACUGUGCCUACAGCCCUGUUGCCGCCCAAAAGAAAAUACUGUGGAUGCUGGGAGUUUGGGGAUUGCCAGGUUAAGCCAGCUUAUAUAAUGGACCACGCGUCUCACUCAACCUGCAGACUCACCUUUGCCAGUUUCUAGCCUUGCCCCUUGAAUCAUCAAGCCCCGUGGUCGUUCAAGAUGAAACAUUAACUUCCUUGACAGCUGGUAAGGAGACAAACGCAUGCAGCAUUUUCAGGAAAUAAAAGUCUGGUUAUUAGAAGUACUUUGUUUACCAAAGGGACUUUGGAUGUUAACAUCUGCUGCUGUCUGGAAGGAAAGCUCUGUAGUCCAACAGAGAUCCGAUGAGUAAAACAGCCCCAAAGAAGAUCUCUAAAUUUAAAGGAGGCCCGCCGCCCACCCAAGAUUUAUUCAGAAAAGCAGAGCUGAGCGGCCAGAGAGAAAAACAGUUGAACUUUAUUACAUUUUUCAUUUACAAAUAACGCAAAGUUACAAAGACCAAAAGCUUUCACAGAAAAAAUAAAGGAAACAAACAAACAAAAAUAAAGAGAUUGAAAAAGAA
Molecule: messenger RNA, 3511 nt
Organism: Sphaerodactylus townsendi
Lineage: Eukaryota; Metazoa; Chordata; Lepidosauria; Squamata; Sphaerodactylidae
Gene: COMP
Product: cartilage oligomeric matrix protein
Exons: 19
Coding region: 120-2408 (762 amino acids)
Biological process (GO): cell adhesion
Cellular component (GO): extracellular region
Molecular function (GO): calcium ion binding
Source: RefSeq, a predicted model, not a curated record